Messenger RNA from Prorocentrum cordatum, 1407 nucleotides. NCBI's taxonomy places the organism in Eukaryota, Dinophyceae, Prorocentrales, Prorocentraceae. The record is from the annotation of a GenBank genome assembly.
AUGCUCCCUCGCGGCGGCGCGUGCCCAUCGGCGUCCGCCUUCCGUUCGUCUGUGGCGCCGACGCUGUCGAGGGGAGCCGCUGGCCUGUUCGUGACGGAGCCGAGGGCAGUCACCGCCGUGACUGCCAAACCGUUGCCGCGGAGCUCCGCGAGCUGGACGCCGACGGCCCCGCCGGAGGCGGCCUUGCCGCGCGGCGACGGCGGCGGCCCGUGGCCCCAGUCUGGAGCGGGGACCAAGCGGCGCCUGCCUGCUGCUCGCCGGCCGCGGGCUGCCGCGCCGAAGGCAGAGCGGCCGCCGCCUCAGUUCGGCGCGCGCCGGGCGCGUGCGCAGCGGCGCCAGAGGCAGGAGGCCUCGCGGGGGGCUCCCCCGGCGGGGCAGACCCGCCUGCAGCAGCGCUCGGUGACGGCGCUGACUCUGGCCAAGUACGAGCUGGCCUGGCGUCGCUUUCUCGAGUGGCGCCGUCUGGCGUGCGCGCCCGAGGCAGUGCAGCUUCGGGGGCGCGAGGCUCGGGGGGCGACGUUCGAGGACCACCUCGACGACUGGCUGGCUCUCUGGAUGGACGAGGAGUUCCUGAACGGCGAGCAGGCGUACGUCGGGUCGCAGAUGAUGGCCGUGGCGAAGUUCCACCUGCCUGCCUUCGGCAAGUCCGGGGGUCGCAGCCUGCCGCGGGCGGGGCAGUCCCUCCGCGGGUGGCGCCGGCUCGCGCCAGGCCGCGCUCGCCUUCCGCUGCCGUGGGAGGCGGUGGCGCUGCUCGCGGAGCAGCUGGUGCUGGACGGGUACUGGACGACAGCCGUGCUGGUGGUGCUGAGUUUCCACUGCUACUUCAGGCCCAGCGGGGGUUUCAAGCUGAAGCGGGAGAUGAUGGUGCCGCCCCUCAGGGGCAGCCGGUACGGCAACUGGUCGCUGGUGCUCCACCCGUUCGAGUUCACGGUCGCGAGCAAGACGCACCAGUUCGACGAGACCGUGGUCGUGGACGCGCCAGACUUCAAGCUGCUCCUCGACCCCGCGUUGGCGUGGCUGAGAGCCUGCACGCCGCCCCAGCAGUGCCCGUUCGCCUUCAGCCAGGCCGACUUCAUCCAGAGGUUUCGACUGGCCGGGCAGCGGUGCGGCAUCGAGUUGCUUCGGCCCGAGCUGUACAUGCUGAGGCACAGCGGCCCCUCCUUCGACCAGGCCAUCGGCAGACGCACGCUGGCGGAGAUAAAGCUGCGCGGGCGGUGGAUGAGCGACGCCGCCGUGCAGCGAUACCGAAAGGAGGGUCGGGUGUCGGAGCAGCUCCGCCGAUUGCCCGCGCCCGUGCUGGCAAAGGCGAUGGGGGCCCCCGCGCGCCUGCGGACUCUCCUAGGGCGGCCUUCGAACGCCUCCUUUCCGCCCACCGCGGGGCGAGGCAGCGACCGCAGGUCUUUCUAG